This is a messenger RNA of Cynara cardunculus var. scolymus (artichoke), 324 nucleotides long. RefSeq names its product auxin-responsive protein SAUR32-like. NCBI's taxonomy places the organism in Eukaryota, Viridiplantae, Streptophyta, Magnoliopsida, Asterales, Asteraceae. The transcript has a single exon. Bases 1 to 324 code for a protein of 107 amino acids. The record is from RefSeq and is a predicted model, not a curated record. Gene Ontology annotation, biological process: response to auxin.
AUGGGCAGCAGUAGCACCAGCAAGCUUCUGGUUCGUCUUCCCCAACCUCACGGGAGAUUAUCAACUAGGGUUCCCAAAGGCUGUCUGGCCGUCAAAGUUGGUGAAGCCGGCGCCGAACAACAACGCUUUGUGGUGCCUGUUAUUUGCUUUAAUCAUCCCCUUUUCAUGCAGCUUCUGAAGGACACAGAAGAUGAAUAUGGGUUCGAACAGAAAGGCACCAUCACCAUCCCUUGCAACGUCCACCAUUUUCGUACCAUCAUCAAUCGGAUCAUCCACCACCACCACCACCCCCAUCAUGGGUGUUUUAGGGUUUGGGCUGGCUAA